ACAUUUCAUAGCAACGCAAACUCUCUACUGUAUGAGAGCAACAAACUACUAAGCCGGUGUCGGGAUUCUGAAAUCCCCUUACGUACUUUGGUAACGCCCGGUCAAUCUUUACCUUCGAAUCUCGAACUUGCAAUCUCGGUCUUCGAAUUUUCAAAUCCGACACCCGGCCAUCCAAGUUGCUGUCCCGGGCCAGGCGCAUUUAUACAUUGUAAUCAUAAUAGUAACGAUACUCAUUAUUAUUGUUGCUUCUACCACAAGUAAAUUACCUGAAGUACCAACAACAGCCGGUCACUAUAGUAACAAUCAGCAUCACAGCAAUAAUUAUAAAGCGAGAGGAGAAUUAUGGUUUGGCGCGAAGAUCAGACACAAACCUACAAGAGGCAUCCAUGGCCCUUAAAAAUCAUUGACCGAGUUUUCCUUUUGGUUUUCCUGUUUGGAGGGCUUCUGCUGACGUGGUACGAAGGUUUUCUCAUUAUGCCAACUUACUAUUCCGAAGUGUCCUUUAUCGUCGUCGUGCACAUCACUGUCUUCGUUGUCCUCAUUUCGCACAUCUAUGCAAACCUGAUUUUUCUGGUGCUGACGGACACAUCGGUGAGGUGUCGCACACACUUGCCCUUGGUCAGUCAAACCUGGAGAUUUUGCCAGGACUGCAACGCUCACGUUCCAGCUCGUUCACAUCACUGCCUCAACUGCAACGUCUGCAUCCUUCGACAUGACCACCACUGCUGGUUCGCCGGCUGCUGCAUCGGCUACCGAAACCAGCGCUAUUUCUGUGUUAUGCUGCUGUAUAUGUUCAUCAUGGCCCUUUACUGUAACCUUUUCAACUAUGAGUUUGUGUGCCGACUAAAGGGGCCUCUCGGCUUCUUCAACAUCAUUUCGUUUACGAUGCCCCAUGUUGGAUGGGUUUUGGGUUAUUAUGAUGCAUAUACGUUUUUUGUUACUACAAUGAGUGCCAUCGGAUUCCUACUUCUGCUUCUCUUCAUCUGGUCACUGAGAAACCAAGCCAGGCAGAUCCUGUACGGACAGACACAGUAUGAAUACAAAAAGAAAAUCACAUGCUUCGACAUGGGUUUCAAACACAACUGGACCAACGUUUUUGGUCCUCACUGGUUCCUGGCUUUCUUCUUUCCCUGGAUUGAAUCAAAACUUCCUGGAGAUGGUUUUGUAUUCCAAAUGAAAAACACGUAAUUUGUUAUGCUAAUUAAUUAACAUAUAUUAAUUAAAUUAGGUUAAAGUAAUUAAAUUUCUCAACUGCACACUAAUACUUGUGCCACACACACACACACAGUAUUUCUCUGUAAUGAUGAUUUUUUUUUUGUUUCACCCAUAUCUAACUAAUUUUUUAACUCAGAGACACAUCAUGGCCUUGUGGUUAGGGUGUUGGACUCAUGAUUGUAAGAUUGAGGUUUCAAUUCCUGGAUUGGCUGAUGCAUUGAGUUCUUGAGCAAAUCACUUCAUUUCACAUUAUUCCAGUCCACUCAGCUGGCAAAAAUGAGUAACCCCGCAACAGACCAGUGUUCCCUCCUGAAAAAUAUUGGGAUAAAGACUCCCUUCAGUCAUGAGUGACCAUACGAUUGCACCUAGAAAGUUCCAUUCCAAAGUAUUAGUCCAGGCAAGGUUGUUUAUGGAAGAGCAUCAGUGUCACAUGCACACCAGCCUCCCCUCUCCACACCGUUAUAUGUACAAAGAUCUAAAGGCUAAGGGCCCCUUUCAGUCAAGAAUGACCAUAGGAUUUCACCUAGUAAGUUCCCCUCUGAGGCACCAGUCUGAGCAAGGUUGACCAGCCAUUGCCCCAUACCAGCCUCCCCUCUCCACACCAUUAUAUGUACAUAGGAGGCGCAAUGGCCCAGUGGUUAGGGCAGCAGACUCGCGGUCGUAGGAUCGCGGUUUCGAUUCCCAGAUCGGGCGUUGUGAGUGUUU
Octopus sinensis (East Asian common octopus) is the source of this 1920-nucleotide messenger RNA. RefSeq names its product probable palmitoyltransferase ZDHHC24. The transcript has 3 exons. Gene Ontology annotation, molecular function: palmitoyltransferase activity. The record is from RefSeq and is a predicted model, not a curated record. The coding region runs from base 343 to 1188 and encodes 281 amino acids. Lineage: Eukaryota; Metazoa; Mollusca; Cephalopoda; Octopoda; Octopodidae.